AUGGACGACUACACCGCCGAGGUCAUGGCCAGCGGCAACGACACGCCGGCGCCGCGCCUCUUGCCCGCGCGCAACCAGAAUGAGUCGGGCACGUCGACGCCCCGGAGCGGCAGCGGCCUGCGCGGCGGGUUCGCUGCCAUCCGCGAGAAGGCGGGCUUCCAGGACCGGCUGAUGGAGAGACUCCUCCAGCAGGUGAUACCCGCUGACGACGACCACGGGUCCGACGCGCCCAUCGUCUCGCCCGAGGCCAGCGACUCGGCGUUCGCGCAGCGGCCCUCCUUCAACCUCACCACCAUGUCGUACAACUUCCGGCACUUCAACGCGCGCAUCGGCGUCGUCUUCCAGUUCCAGGCCGACGCCGUGCGGCUCUUCUCGUGGGCCCAGCCCUCCCACACGCUGUCCUUCCUCGCCGUCUACUCCUUCGUCUGCCUCGACCCCUACCUCCUCCCCGCGCUGCCCAUGGUGGUGCUCGUCCUCGCCGUCCUCGUCCCCUCCUUCGUCGCACGCCACCCCGCGCCCCCCAAGGGCACCCUCUCCAGCGAGCAGAGCAUCGGCUACUCGGCGCAGGGCCCGCCCCUGGCGCCCGCCGCGACGGUCCGUCCCGCCAAGGAGCUCAGCAAGGACUUCUUCCGCAACAUGCGCGACCUGCAGAACAGCAUGGGCGACUUUAGCCACGCGCACGACAAGAUUGUCGAGCUGCUCGUCCCCGUGACGAAUUUCAGCGACGAGGCCCUCUCGUCGACCGUCUUCCUCUUCCUGUGCGGCGGCGCCGUCGCCAUGACGCUCGCAUCCCACGUCAUCCCCUGGCGGCUGCUCUUCCUCGCCGGCGGCUGGGCCCUCGUCGUCUCGGGCCACCCGGCCGUGAAGCCGCUCCUGGCCGCGCAGCACCAGCAGCACGUGCAGCCGCGCGAGGAGCGCGCCAAGACGUGGCUCGACCACUGGAUCGCCGACGACGUGAUCCUCGACUCGGCGCCCGAGACGCGCGAGGUGGAGAUCUUCGAGCUGCAGCGCAUGUCCGACGACGCGUGGCGGCGCCCCUCGCACGGCGGCGGCGAGUGGGAGCCGUGGCUGUUCGCGCCGUCGCCGUACGACCCGCUGUCGCAGCCGCGCAUCGCCGGCGAGCGGCCCCGCGGCUCGCGCUUCUUCGAGGACGUGCUCCCGCCGCACGGCUGGGAGUGGAGCGAGAAGAAGUGGGCGCUCGACCUCUGGAGCAGGGACUGGGUCGAGGAGCGCAUCAUCACGGGCGUCGAGGUCGAGACCGAGGGCGAGCGCUGGGUGUACGACAUCUACGACGACGGCGAGGACCUGCGCACGGGGGUGGUGGAGCAGCCCGAGAAGAGCGGCCCGGGGGGUGGCAAGCUCAAGGCGAGGCAGCACCCGCAGCCGAGCUGGGAGGAGGGCGAAGACAGCAGCGAGAGGAGGGGUCGAUGGCGGCGGAGGCGGUGGGUGCGGCUCGUCAAGAGGAGGGCGGCCCCCGCGACGGCGACGUCAUGA
Molecule: messenger RNA, 1494 nt
Organism: Purpureocillium lilacinum
Lineage: Eukaryota; Fungi; Ascomycota; Sordariomycetes; Hypocreales; Ophiocordycipitaceae
Biological process (GO): peroxisome organization
Cellular component (GO): peroxisomal membrane
Source: RefSeq, a predicted model, not a curated record